Messenger RNA from Beauveria bassiana ARSEF 2860, 3732 nucleotides. RefSeq names its product stress response protein NST1. The record is from RefSeq and is a predicted model, not a curated record. NCBI's taxonomy places the organism in Eukaryota, Fungi, Ascomycota, Sordariomycetes, Hypocreales, Cordycipitaceae. The coding region runs from base 1 to 3732 and encodes 1243 amino acids. The transcript has a single exon.
AUGCCGGCCAACACCAAUAAACCGGCUGCUCCCUCUCCGGCAUCGCCCAGAAACACCUCCAAGUACACAAAUAAGGAUGGCUCCAAGUUUAUCACCGUCCCCAAGGGCUACGCCGACUCGUCUUCUUCCCAGCCCGCUACGCCAACGCUGUCUGCGACAAACGACCACCAAUUUGCCGCUCAGUCCCAAUCUGCGGCUCCCGCUGCCGCCGACCGCGACGACGACAAUGCCUCGACCGCAGCCCCGUCCGUUAAUCGCAAAAAGCAGAAGCGAAGGCAAAAGGCCGCUGCAAAGGCUGCUGCCGAAAAUGCUCUCAACGGACACGGCCCGGCCGCACAGAGUCACGUUCACAGCCACGCCCACGCCCAUGCUCACGCUUAUGGACAUGCUCAUGCUCAUACUUAUCGCGCCAGCAUCUCCAUUCCUCCGCCGCCCCCUCCGCAGGACGCUGAUCUUGUCGCGACCGACGAUGAUGACGACGAGGCUCCCUACCCCCCGUCAGGCCGCCCGCAUCAGCACAACGGCGAGCCGUCCAAGUCUAAGAAGAAUCGCAAGAAGAAAAAGAAGCAUGCUGCCGCAGAAGCUGACGAUGACCUCUUGUCCCUACCGCCGCCGCCCGCCGAACCAACGCGCCGACACGCAAUGUCCAGAGAUAAGAUAUGGAGUACCAGCAAUCACGAAGAGCGCGAACGAAUCAAGGAGUUCUGGCUCGGACUCGGUGAGGAAGAGCGAAAAUCUCUUGUUAAGGUCGAGAAGGACGCUGUGCUGCGCAAGAUGAAGGAGCAGCAAAAGCACACCUGCAGCUGCACCGUCUGUGGCCGCAAACGCAACGCCAUCGAGGAGGAGCUUGAAGGGCUUUACGACGCUUACUAUCUCGAGCUUGAGCAGUUUGCCAACCAAGGCGAGGGUCCUCCCAUGCUGCCCCCGCCUCGUGACUUUCCUAUACGACCACCUCGCGGCCUGCCUACGAGCUACGCACCGCACCCGCCCUCACGAGGACGAAUAGUGGAACACGUGGCUGACGACGAAGACGAGGAAGAGGACAUUGAAGAGGUGUACAGUGAAGAGGAUCUGGAUGACGACGAAUAUAGUGACGAAGACCCUCCCGAAGCCUUUCACAGUACGCACGAUCGCGACGUCGCCGAUUUUCUUACAUUUGGCAACAGUCUUCAAGUCAAGGGUACGCAGCUCCUAGAUACACUCUUGCGCACAUAUGGUAACCUGGAACUAGGCGGUAUCCUCACCGUGGCCGAUGACCUACUGAAGAAUGAUGGCAAGCGCUUCAUCGAGAUGAUGGAGCAGCUCGCCGAGCGCCGCAUGGCGCGCGAGGAGGAUGCUAGGGAGCAAUUUCCCCGCGGCUUUGCGCACCCCAACGGCGCCCCAUACUCUACUCCUCACAAUCAUCCUCCUCCCGAAGAGGAAGAGUACGAAGAUGAGGAGGACGAGGAGGAGGAUUAUGUGGACAGCCAAGAGGAAGAGUAUGAGGACGAAGAGGUAUAUUCCAGUUCUUCUGCCAUGCCGUCCGCGUACCAUACUGAGCACAGUCUUCAGGACCAAAUGACCGAGGCGCAGCGAAUGGAAGAAGGACGUCGCAUGUUUCAAAUAUUUGCCGCUCGCAUGUUUGAGCAGCGCGUCUUAUCUGCGUACAAGGAAAAAGUAGCCAAAGAACGUCAACAAAAGCUGCUCGAGGAACUGGAGGAAGAAAGUCGACAAGAACACGAGCAAAGAGCUAAAAAAGCCAAGAAUGCGCAAAAGAAAAAGGACAAGGCCGCUCAACGAAAACAAGCUCUGGCCGAGGACAAGGCUCGUAAGGAGGCUGAAAAGGCUGCUGAGGACGCUGCUCGCAUAGAAGCAGAGCAAAAUCGCGUGGCUCAGCAGAAGCAAAAGGCCGACGAGAAGCGCCGUCUUAAGGAAGCUCAACGAAAGGCAGAAGAAGAAGCCCGUCUUAAGAAGGAGGCUGAACGACUGCGGAAGAUUCACGAGCAAAAGGAGAAGCAAGCUGAGCAGGAACGUAAAGCGCGCGAGGCCAAGGAGCGCGAGAAAAAGGCCAAGGAAGAGCAGCGCCUAAAAGACAAGGAGGCACGCGAGCAAAGGGAGCGUGAAGCGCAGGAGCGCAAGGAGAAGCAGGAACGCGACAAAAAGGACAAGGAAGCGAGAGCAGCAAGGGCGCAAAAAGAGGCGCAAGAGGCAAAUGAAGCCAAGGCCAGAGCAAAGGCUGCCUCUGUCGCCGCUGGACUGGUGCCUUCGCAGAUUCAGCUGGCCAAGCGCGGACAUCCACAACAAACCGCCACCGCACCUGCGACGGCCAUCUUGCCUCACCAUCCGCCGAAUCCAGCCAAUUUUGCAUCACCAAAGGUGCCCGUCGCGACGCCCGUGCUGCCCAAGUCUGCUGUUCCAACACCUGUACGCCCACGAGCCCCAUCCCAGCAGCACGACGCUACCUUUUCGACAGCGUCCCCUAGUCUGUCGCCGCGAUCUAGCAGUGUCGUCCAUAUGAGUCCCGCGAGCAUUGGCCAGGAGCGCAAAUCGAGUUUCGGUGCCACCCCUGGCUUGCCCUACUCUGUCUCGCCCCCAGGUAUGCCGCCCACUCCAUCGCUGCUGUCUGCCGCUUUUCACGGAAACCCGAUUGGUAUGCAACCGCCUCCAGGACUGCAGCACCACGCACCACCUGGAUUCCCGUCGCGUCUUGCUACCGAACCUGUGUUUCCUGGCUUCCGGUCCAGCCCUAGCGCCAUGAUGAUGGCACCACCUGGUAUCAACGGACCAGCUGGUCGCGGCAUGCCUUCGGGCGGUCCGAUUGGACCCCCCGGAUUCCACCAACCUAUCAGUGACCAAUUCCCUAUGAGCCAAGGAUUCAACGGCAUGCCCAAGGACACACCCCCGCCGACGCACACCCGCCAAGGUUCCGGCGCAUACGACGCCAUUGGCAGUGCCGCCAUGCCCAUUGGACGACCAGCCCCGAUAGGAAGACCUGGAAGUACAUCCCGUGGACGUCGCAACGACGGCGAGGAUGAGACUAAGCAUCUCGGUAGCAGUGUACUCGUAGAGGACGACGAGCCCCUCGGACCGGACCUCAACCCAGGCAGCCUCCGCACACAACCGCCUGGCCCGCGCCCAUCCGCCUUUGCACCGAACCCGUUUCUGGAUACUGGUUUCCCGCGCGGCGGCCACAACCUCUGGGCACCCACGCCCGCGUCGGCUAAUGGUCAGCAUUUUCCUCCUCCCGGCUUCGGCAACCCCGGCUGGGGAGCGCCUCCACCCGGCAUGUCCCCUGGCGGCUUCAGCGUCGGUUCGCCCGGCGGCGGCAUGCGUAGCCUCUCGCAGGCGUCACGCCCCAUUGCGAUCCGGCAGAUGCUGUGCAAUGCGUGCAAGGCGCUCGCGGGCACUAGCGGUGACGGCAUAGGCGACGGCAGCGGCUUCGUCGACAUCCACGCCCUCCGCAGCCACAUUGAGAGCCAGUGCAACGACCCGAGUAUUACCGCGCAGGAUCUGCUCAACCUCUGCGACACCGAGGGUAGCGCGUCCAACGGCGGCGGCACGUUUGACGUGGUCAAGCGCGACAAUGCCGCGCACGCCAUCCGCUGGGUGCCCGACGUCACCAUGCUCGACAGCCUCCUCGGCAGCAACGGCCUGCCCGGCGGCGGCCCUGUGUUUCGGCAGCCCGUCGGGGCGCCCGGCGAGAUUGGCAGCCCCCUCAUGGGCUUCUCGUCCGCGUCGAUGCGGGGUCUCUAG